Synchytrium microbalum is the source of this 606-nucleotide messenger RNA. RefSeq lists its product as uncharacterized. Lineage: Eukaryota; Fungi; Chytridiomycota; Chytridiomycetes; Synchytriales; Synchytriaceae. Bases 1 to 606 code for a protein of 201 amino acids. The transcript is spliced from 4 exons. The record is from RefSeq and is a predicted model, not a curated record. Gene Ontology annotation, molecular function: calcium ion binding.
AUGGCUCUUCAACGCCCUACGACAAUAAACCCAGACUCUUCAUACGCCGACAUCACCUUAUUUGACAAUGGACGGUUCAAGAAUGUAGACCGAGACACUGUCGAAACAAUUCGUACAUUGUUCAAAAAACACAACACAUCAAACACUGGCCUCAUGGACCAAUUCGAAGUAUCGCGAAUGUUUGAAGCUUUAGGUGAAGCCAAGACUGCCACGGAAGUCAGACAGGCUAUUGCUGAAGUUGAUGCUGAUAAGGAUGGAAAGAUAUCGUUUUCGGAUUUCUUGGCUAUGAUUUCAGGACCAGCUCCUGCACCUGAUAAUGUACCUGUACCAGUCAACGAGGCACCUACUGCAGCUACUGGACGUGCUGCAACGACUGGGUUGAGUGGUCGUGCAUUGUUUUUUGAGCAGCAGAUGCAUGCGUCUGCAAAGAACCCAAUUGCUGAAAACAAGGCACAAAUCGACGCCCAACUUGCAGAAAAGAAACGUAUUGCAAGUGUCCAUGCAGCUGAAGAGGAACGUAUCCGUGCUGAAAAGGCAGAGGACGAACGCAAGAAGAAUGAUUCACGAUCCAAACUUGCUGCUCGUGCUGUAAUUUUCUCUGUCUGA